AUGAACGCCGAAAAGUGGAGGAGGAGGACUCUCCCAACUCUCCGCACGACGCCCCCUGUCCCGAUCCCUCACAAUGGGAAAAAGGAGUCUGAGAAUGGCGACGGCAAGAAGCCUCGCGUCUUCUCCAAGGCCCUUCGCUCUCUCAGCAACUCGUCCAUGGAGUCCAUGUCCCAGAGCCCUUCUCGAAACUCGACCUCCACGCGCCGUCUCCAGAAGAACCACUCCGGCUCCGGAUCCAUGAUCGAUAGAAUUCACCGCCGAGUCUCGAGCGUGUCGCCCAUGAGCGCAUCCGCCCCCGAAUUCUCCUCAAUGCCCCCCGAGGUGCCUUAUUCGUCCAUGGAGGUUGCCCAAUAUGGCCCCCUUAAGACCGAUGUCACCCUCCUCAAGGCACGCGCCGAAUACCUCGUUCUCACCGACGCCUGUUUGGUCAAGUUUGGGAGCGCCGAGGCCGCAAGGGCUGUCUUCCCGCAGCUGGAACAGGGGGACGGCAUGUUGAAGCCUGGCGGCUCCCCCUAUUCUGCCGGCGGUAAGUCCUCAGCAGCAGAUGUCCGUAUGGAGAUUCCUCUACGUUCCAUCGUUGCUGUGUUCAAUGAGGAAGGUUCAAGCCCUCGGUUCGGCAUCGAAGUCUGGUGGUUUGCUCAGUGGCCCAAGCUGGCAUACUCCAAGGCACACCUGUUCUUCAUGCUUCCCAAGGACCGUGAUGACUGGCUAGCCAGCAUUCAAAGGGCCUGCAGGAUGAACCUCAGACGAUCACCACCUCCAUCAUUGAUCCCCGGCAACCUCAAGGCCAGAAUCAAUCACAUCGUCGAGACCACGGAGCCUGACGCGAACAACAGUCUCUCUAAGAUCCUGACUUUUCCCGUUGUCAAGCGCACAAUUGGGGCGCCCCAAAAGACCAACUCGGCCGAGGAGUCUCAGCACUUUGUGGACGGUCCCUCGUUUUACAUUGUCAUCGGACCAUGCAUGCUGUACUUCCUCGAAGUUCUCAAGGCAGAUUAUGGAACCACCCCCGGUGACCUGCGUGUGAAGGUUCAGUCCUUUGGCACAGUUUCACUCAUCCGCUUCCGAGCAUCUGUUGCGUCGCACGAACAGAGAUUUGUCAUGAGCUUUCGACUUCCCCUCGGCCGCGAGAGCAGACUCGAGCUCGCCAGCGUUCACUAUCGACGAGUCAUUGAGGCCAUGACCAAGGUAGAUCGAGAACUCAAGCCCAUGUGGCCGCAGCAUCUGCAAAAGGCAAUUUUUGACAUCAAGGGGCUUCCCCCACCGCUCUCACUGACCUCAGGCAACGACUUGGGCGGACUGGAGCGAAGCUUGCACGCAUACUGCGCUGCAUUCAAAGUUCAAGUUCCUCGAUGGACUAUUGAAUGGAACACGCCAUCUCAACCCGCUUUUCGCUUGUUACCUUCAAGUGGACAGCCCUACUCUACACUACAGCUCCUCGCGCUUUUCCGAGCUUUGCGUUACAACAGCUACUUCAAGGAGCUCUCUUUCCGCAAUAUCGACUUGUCUGGUCUUGCUGGCAAGAAGGAUUAUUCUCACUUUGGAGAUGCCAUCGCCUACACAUCUCUGAAUGGAAUCAAAAUCUCGGAAGAGCACUAUGAUCUUUUGAUGCAAGCAUCCGUCCUCAGUCAGGAGAUGCACGCUCUGGCUUUCUCGUCCGAGUCUAUUCGUAGCAUGGACCUGAGGAACAUCCUGGGCUCUCAAAGUACGGUUCGACGCUCCAAAGAUCAUGAGGGUGCUCGAAGAGUCAGCUCAGAAGUUCUGCGCCCGAUCCUCAUGUUGUUGAGGCGCCAGGCUUGCCUCUGUCACAGCAUCACUAUGGCCGGCAACCUCCUUGCCCCGGCCGAUGUUGAGGAGCUAUCCAACCUCCUCGUCCUCGAAGAUGUUUACAUGAGAAAGCUCGAUCUAGCAAAUUGUGGGCUUGGCGAUGAGGGUCUUACAACUCUAUGGACUGGUAUCGCAGGCCAGGGCACCAGCCUACAGCACAUCGACACCUCCGAAAACCAAGGCACUGUCAAAUUCGAGAUUAUUUACGACGCUCUCAGCCAACUCCAGGUCAUCAAGAAGCUCAACAUUGCCGGAAACACCCGCAUCCCGCUAGAUGUUCCCUUGUUUGACGAAUCGGCCUUGCACACUUGGGCCCUGGAGGAGCUUGACUUGUCUGGUAUUGCACUCAAUGCUCCAACAGUUGACAUCUUGACUGGGUACCUGGCUUCACCCAGUUCGGACAACUUGCGAGUGCUUCGCCUGAGUAAAUGCGGCCUAACAGGAGCUCAAAUAGCCCAGAUGUUCUAUGCUAUGGGCCCUGCCAGACAAAUAACACUUUACAUCAAUGGCAAUCGCCUAGAUGAGGGUAUUGAUGACAUGUGCGCAGUCAUCACUGAGGGUUUUGGCCCAUGGGGUCUAUUCAUUCAAAUGGUAGAAUUCGCUUUGGAGACGAACUACAUCAAGCUAUUGAAAGCGCUCACGGUCAACACAACGAUCGAGUGUCUGAGCUUGGCCGGCACAGCCACCCCCGACUCUGCCAGCGAGACAGCCUGCAAGGCACUCGCAGACCUCUUCUCCAACAACAACACCAUCAGAUUCCUCGACCUCUCUGGCUUUGAUGCCAAGCUGGACGAGGGUCGCCUCGGUCGACGCUUCUCCAAGGCUUUGAGUGGGCUUCGAUCAAACACGCGACUCGAGCACCUCCGCGUACGAAGCCAGAUGCUGAACGUUAAUAUUGGUGAUCUGGCAGAGGCCAUAUCUGCCAACAAGACGCUCCACAGCCUCGACUGUGAGGGCAAUGACUUUAAUCUCUCUAAUUUCAGGCAUCUCGUGAAGCAUCUUAGCGAUAGCACGACGAUUCGUUAUUUCUCGGCAUUUUCGGAUCGUGAUCUCGCACAGACUAUUCAGAAAUCGGUCGACAACGCUGUGGCUGCUGCCACUUCCACAGCACGCAGACAAUCGAUGAUGUCUAGGCUGCGGCAUGACAAGGUUCCCCCGAGCAUCAGUCUCCCUCUUGCGCAGCAGCUGAGAGAUGGAUGGGAGGACUCGGUACAAACGCAGCAACAGGUUCUGGAAAGGAACCGGCUGCUCUUUGAAGCAGGGGAAGACGGUCGAAACGAUUCAGGAGAAGGCUUCCUGUUUAGUGACGGCGAAGAAGACUUUUCCAAGGCAUUCGGCGGGCUUGCGCUGAAAUCAUUCGAGGCCAAGCGGGCACAGACACGUCGGAUGUCAAACCCAACUCUGAACCCGAAGAGGGCUAGUACCAUAUCUCUGGGGGCGACUCGCCUGGUUGGAUCUUCCUUUGAUCCUAGCACCAGAGUAUCAAGAUCUUGGUCAAGAUCUUACUCGAUCGUCUCGAGCGAAGGGGGCAUGAGUGCGACAGGCGAAAGCCCAAGCACAGGCUCAGCAGUCCCGACACCCCCUGAGGUUGAGAGCCCGGUGGAUAAGGAGUAUCUGCUGGGCAACCCGGAAGAGACUCAGGCGGCCCCUCUGGGGUCCCCCGACAACGACUACACAUUUGCCGAUCCCCAGGACACAGAAUUCGGGCUGGAGCUUCGAGCUCACCGAAGGUUCUGGAGCGAUGAGGCUGGAUGCAUUGAGGAGGAGGACAAUGGGAUUCAAGUUGAUGAACGGCGUCCAUGA
Fusarium falciforme is the source of this 3630-nucleotide messenger RNA. RefSeq lists its product as hypothetical. The coding region runs from base 1 to 3630 and encodes 1209 amino acids. The record is from RefSeq and is a predicted model, not a curated record. Lineage: Eukaryota; Fungi; Ascomycota; Sordariomycetes; Hypocreales; Nectriaceae. The transcript has 5 exons.